Phalaenopsis equestris is the source of this 3858-nucleotide messenger RNA. Its product is annotated as pleiotropic drug resistance protein 3-like. Gene Ontology annotation, cellular component: membrane. Gene Ontology annotation, molecular function: ABC-type transporter activity; ATP binding; ATP hydrolysis activity. The transcript has 23 exons. The coding region runs from base 16 to 3858 and encodes 1280 amino acids. Lineage: Eukaryota; Viridiplantae; Streptophyta; Magnoliopsida; Asparagales; Orchidaceae. The record is from RefSeq and is a predicted model, not a curated record.
CUGCUGGAGAAGAUCAUGGAAAGAAUGGAAAGAGUUGACGUGAAGAUGCCAACCAUAGAGGUUACAUACAAGGAUCUUACCGUAGAAGCUCGCUGCAAGGUCGUAAAAGAAAAACAGCUCCCAGAUCUUUGGAACACGAUUAAGGAAACUUUCAAGGAAUUUACAGCAGCAACUGGAAGACCAGGAGAGGUAAAUGUAAGCAUACUAAGAGAUGUGAGUGGCAUCAUCAAGCCUUCUAGGAUGACCCUUUUGCUUGGACCUCCAGGAUGUGGAAAAACAACAUUGUUGUCAUCUCUAGCAGGGAAGCUUAAUCAAUCUCUCAAGGUAUUUAGGGAUAUUACCUACAAUGGUUCUAAACUAGAUGGAAUAAAGCUAGCAAAAACCACAGCUUACAUUAGCCAACACGACUUGCAUAUUCCUCAAAUGACAGUUAGGGAAACUCUGGACUUCUCAGCAAGAUAUCAAGGCGUAGGGGACAGAGCAAGUAUCAUGGCAGAAGUGGUAAGAAAAGAGAAGAAGGCAGGCAUUGCUCCAGAUCCAAUGAUAGACACCUACAUGAAGGCAAUUUCUGUCCAGGGACAAACAAACGUACAAACGGACUACAUGUUGAAGAUCCUUGGUCUAGAGUCCUGCUCGGAGACAAUGGUUGGAGAUGCCAUGAAUAGGGGUAUAUCUGGUGGACCAAAAAAAAGAUUAACAAUAGGUGAGAUGAUGAUUGGGCCAGCCAGAGCAUUUUUCAUGGAUGAAAUAUCAAAUGGCCUAGACAGUUCCACAACACUUGAGAUACUUUCAUGCAUCCAACAAUUUGUCCAUAUUACAGCUGCAACUGCAUUAAUUUCUCUUCUUCAACCAGCACCAGAGACUUUCGAACUUUUUGAUGACAUUAUUUUGAUCGCGGAAGGGAAAAUAAUAUAUCAAGGGCCGCGGGAGCUAAUACUUGAUUUCUUCGAGGAUUGUGGCUUCAGAUGUCCACAAAAAAAAGGAAUUGCUGAGUUCCUUCAUGAGGUCAUUUCAGAAAAGGAUCAAGAACAAUAUUGGCACCAAAAAGAAAUGGCUUACAGCUUCAUCACUGCAGAUGAGUUCUCAAUGAAAUUCAAGUCCAGCAAUAUUGGAAUGGAGUUACAAGAACAACUCGCAAAAAAACAUCAAAAUCAUGAUUCUGAUACAAAAUUUGCAACGUUUAGCACGAGGUCUACUAAAAAAUGGGAAUUGCUUGGAACUUGUAUGGCUCGAGAACUUCUUAUAAUGAAGAGAAAUUCAUUUGUUCACAUGUUUAAAACAGCUCAGCUUAUAAUUCUUGCUUUUAUAACUAUCACCGUCUUUCUACGCACGCAAAUGACUGUAGAUUUAGUACAUGCGAGCUACUAUGUUGGUUCACUGCGCUACACCAUCAUCAGGAUUAUGACUAAUGGAAUUGCAGAAUUAACAUUGUCUAUUGUCAGUUUACCCAUCUUUUACAAACAAAGAGAUUUGCAUUUCUAUCCUGCAUGGGCAUAUGCAAUGCCAGCAGCUAUCCUAAAGAUACCCUUUUCUCUGGUGGAAUCUUUCAUUUGGACAGGAAUAACUUAUUAUGCUAUUGGAUACACUCCUGAGAUACAAAGGUUUUUCUAUCAUUUCUUUUUACUCUUUGUGCUGCAUCAAGCAUCAACUUCCCUUUUUCGUUCUAUAGCCUCAAUUACUAGAAUUCACCAUAAAGCGAUGUGCUCAGGCUCUCUGGCAAUGGUGACAUCAAUUCUGUUCGGGGGCUACAUUCUUCCACAAUCCUCACUCCCAACGUGGUUGCAGUGGACCUUUUGGCUCUCACCAACAACAUAUGCAGAAAUAGGGCUAUCUAUUAAUGAGUUUAGGGCACCAAGAUGGCAAAAGGUAAGUCAUAAAAAUGAGAUGAUGGGUCAGCAAGUCUUGAAAAGCCAAGGUCUAAACUACAAAGGAUUAUUCUGUUGGCUAUCACUAGGAGCAUUGUGCAUUCUGACAUUAGUUUUUAACUUUUGUUAUACCAUAGCACUGAGUUACUUACAUAGAAGGAUGGUCAUACCAUUUAAUCCAUUAACCAUGACGUUUCAAAAUGUAAAUUACUACAUUGAUGCACCAAAGGAAGUGACAGAACGUGGAUCUUCAGAGAAAAGGCUGCAACUUCUCCAAAAUAUUACAGGUGCAUUAAGGCCUGGCAUCCUUACAGCUCUGAUGGGAGUUAGUGGAGCGGGAAAAACAACAUUAAUGGAUGUUCUUUGUGGAAGAAAAACAAGUGGCAUUAUUGAAGGAGAUAUAAGAAUUGAGGGAUACCCCAAAGUACAAGCAACAUUUGCAAGGGUGUCAGGAUAUUGUGAACAAAAUGACGUACACUCUUCACAAAUUACCAUUGCCGAGUCAGUUAUGUUUUCAGCCUGGUUAAGACUUCCAGAGGAGAUAGAUCGAGAAACUAAAGCAGAUUUUGUUGAGCUUGUCCUCGAAGCAGUUGAGUUGAAGAAAAUUCGGAAUGAAUUAGUUGGAAUUCCCAGCAUAAGUGGUUUAUCCACAGAACAAAGGAAGCGACUAACAAUUGCUGUGGAACUAGUAGCAAAUCCAUCUAUUAUAUUCAUGGAUGAACCAACAUCAGGUCUGGAUGCAAGAGCAGCAGCCAUUGUUAUGCGUGCAGUCAAAAGUAUCGUAGACAUGGGAAGAACAGCAGUUUGUACAAUCCACCAGCCAAGUAUUGGCAUAUUUGAGUCGUUUGAUGAGUUAAUUUUGAUGAAAAAAGGAGGUCGGAUGAUCUAUUCGGGACCAAUAGGUCAAAAUUCACAGAAAAUCAUUGACUAUUUUGAGAGAAUUCCAGGUGUCCCAAAAAUUAGAGAAAACUAUAACCCAGCCACAUGGAUGCUUGAGAUUACUUCAGAAGUUGCUGAAGAAAAGAUUGGCAUAGAUUUUGCUCGUGUUUACACAGAUUCAUCUGCAUAUUGGGAUAACAAAAAACUAGUUGAGCAGCUGAGUAUCCCACCACGAGGUUCAAGUGAUCUUUAUGGCGUUGCAUCACUAUCACAAACCAGAUGGCUACAAUUUAAGUUAUGUCUUUGGAAGCUAUCAUUGUCCUAUUGGAGAAGCUCAACCUAUAACCUGGUGCGCCUCAUAUUUUUGCUACUUAUAUCGGUUCUAUUUGCAGCACUCUUUUGGCAGAAAGGGAAGAAAAUAACAAAUGAGCAGGACUUGUUGAGCAUAAUGGGAUCAAUGCACCUAGCCAUGCUAUUCUUGGGCAUGAAUAAUUGCAACUCAGUUUUACAAAUUAUAGCUAGAGAGCGUGCUGUUUUGUAUAGAGAACUGUCUGCUGGAGCUUACUCUUCUUUCAUGUACUCUCUCGCACAGGUAACAGUGGAAAUUCCUUGUUUAUUCAUCCUUGCAACAAUACACGUAAUUAUUACUUAUCCAGCAGUGGGUUACUACUGGUCUGCUUCAAAGAUGAUGUGGUAUUACUACAUAGUUUUCUGCACGCUUCUUUGCUUUAAUUACCUGGGAAUGUUUAUCAUGUCAAUAAGUUCAAAUAUUCAAGUAGCUUCAAUUGCGGCAGCCGCAAUUUACACAAUUUUCAAUCUAUUCUCCGGAUUCUUGGUACCCAAACCGCUUAUUCCGAUAUGGUGGAAAUGGCUAUAUUAUAUUUGCCCACUACCAUGGUCAUUAAAUGGUUUGCUUACUUCACAAUAUGGAGAUCUCAACAAGGAAAUGAUGGCAUUUGGGAAAACCACAACAGUUGAUGCAUUCGUGGGAAAUUAUUAUGGAUUUCAUCACAACCAACUGAGCAUAGUGGCCUUAACAAUGGCUUAUUAUCCUCUUGUUCUUGCCAGUCUUUUCUCAUUUUGUAUAUGGAAAAUAAAUUUUCAAAGAAGAUAA